Messenger RNA from Fraxinus pennsylvanica, 753 nucleotides. Lineage: Eukaryota; Viridiplantae; Streptophyta; Magnoliopsida; Lamiales; Oleaceae. The record is from the annotation of a GenBank genome assembly.
AUGGAUUCAAACGACGAUAUAAGCAUCCUUGCUAUUGCUAUUGAUAUGAAGCCAAAACAGAAAAUUGUUAAGAAACCUAUUAUCUUAGCCAACCGCCUGAAAGUUUCAUCCUUCAAUGGUCUUACAUUGUCAACAAAAAUUAACAGCACGUUUUUCAUAGAUGCUACAUUUAACAGAGUCACAGACCUUCGAAUGUGGGUGGAGGCACAUAUUGAAGAGUUGAAUGAAUUCACAUUGGAGAAAUCACUUACGAUCACUCCAACCAAACUGUCUUCUCCAAACGACAAGAAUUUCACUGAAAUACAGAAUGUAAAAGGGAGAUUACUAGGGCGCAAAUACUUCUGGAUUAAAGCCAAAGCAACUAUCAUAGCAAGGAAACAAAAUUACUGGUAUAUGUCUUGUGUUAACUGUAACAAAGUCAGCCAUGCAGACUAUGGUGAAACUUUUGCUUGUAUCUAUUGCAAAUAUCCUUCUUCUAAGGCUGUUCCUAGAGCAACUGCUAACGUUCAGCUAGAAGACACCAGUGGAAUCUUGAUUGCAAAUGCAAUUGGAAAAACUGCUGAGAUACUUCUGAAGCAUGAUGCUGAAAGUUUAAUGAAUUGUUCAAAAAAGGGCAAUGAUUUAAACAUCGAAGAAUCUGCACAAGAAUAUAUAUUCUACAUGAAGGUUUCACUGUGCACCGUUUUUCGCAUCUCUGUGCACCGGACGGAGACACACCCUGUUGUCUGCGUCACUAAACAGAGCCACCCAUAA